This is a messenger RNA of Rhododendron vialii, 1463 nucleotides long. RefSeq names its product NAC domain-containing protein 67-like. The record is from RefSeq and is a predicted model, not a curated record. Bases 63 to 1463 code for a protein of 466 amino acids. Gene Ontology annotation, molecular function: DNA binding. The transcript has a single exon. Lineage: Eukaryota; Viridiplantae; Streptophyta; Magnoliopsida; Ericales; Ericaceae. Gene Ontology annotation, biological process: system development; regulation of DNA-templated transcription.
AGAGAGAGUAUUGUCAAAUAUUAGAGAGAGAGAGUAGAGUGGUGAGAGAUCGAGAACAAGACAUGACCGUACCAGUGGGUUAUAAGUUUAGGCCUACAGACCAAGAACUUGUUAUUGACUAUCUUGAGAGCAAGUCCAAGGGUAAAGCCCUGCCUUGCGAUGUCAUUUUCGAGCGCGAGAUUUACGGGACCGGAAACAAAGUCCCGUGGCAAAUUUUCACCAAGAACGACCCGUGGGAAGAAGGCAGCGUCUAUGUUCUCACGAAGCUGAUCAAGGCCACCGGCAGCGACAAACGGACAGCUAGAAUGGCCGGUUGUGGCUCAUGGCACGGAGAGACCAGUCCUGUACGAAUACUCGACAAAAAGCGUCGUGUGAUAGGGUACAAGAGGAUGCUGCGUUUUCGGAUCAAGAAUGGAUCGGGAGCGAUGGACGAGAGCGGGGAAGGAGGCCGUUGGAUCAUGCACGAGUUCUCUUUGUAUGGCGGUAAUGGUACUACUUCGACUAGGAAUAAGCAAUCGCCUAAAGGAUCAGAAUAUGUUCUUUGUAGGAUAAAGAAAAUAUAUAACUCAAAAGACAACAAGAAAUCUUCGAAGAAAGUAAAGAAUGUUGUGGUCCCGAGGCCCGCAAAGCGUGCGAGGAAGGAGGUGUUUGAGCAAGAACAGAAGGGGGAAGCACUAGAAACAGAAAAUAUAGUUCCUUACUCGCAAGAACUUUUGGAAGCGGAGAAGGAAGGACAUUAUUCACAGAUGCUUUCCGACGUGGAUGCGGAUCUUGAACAACUACGUCCUAUGCUGGAGUCGGAGCAGCUAGCAAGUAUCUGUCUUGAUUUUGAUACGUCAGACCCCCGAACCCUAUCUUGGCUUCCCCCAACACCUUUCUCGGAAGAAUUUUCAGAAGCGGAGGAGCAAGAAAAUUAUUCGCAAAUGCUUUUUGACAUAGAUGCGGAUCUUGAUUUCGAUGCGUUAGACCCUCAAGCCCUAUCUGGGCUUGUCCAAACACCUUCCUCGGAAGAACUUUCAGAAGCGAGGAAGCAAGAAAAUUAUUCGCAAAUGCUUUUUGACAUGGAUGCAGAUCUUGAUUUUGAUGCGUUGGACCCUCAAGCCCUAUCUGGGCUUGCCCAAACACCUUUCUCGGAAGAACUUUCGGAAGCGGAGAAGCAAGGAAAUUAUUCACAAAUGCUUUCUUCCAUGUCGGAUGCGGAUCUUCAUGAGGAACUAGUUUCUAUAUUGAAGUCAGAGCAACUACCAAGUAGUAUCGGUCUUGAUUCUUGGCUUCCCGGCCCGACAAUGCCAACACCUUUCUUUGAAGAAUUUUCGGAAGCGAAGGAGCAAGGAAAUUAUUCGCAGAUGCUUUUUGACGUUGAUGCGGAUACUGAAGAACUAGUUCCUAUAUUGGAGUACUUGGAGCAGCUACCAAGUUUCAGUCUUGAUUUUGAUGCGUUGAGCGAGGAAUGGAGCUUGUAA